Molecule: messenger RNA, 2174 nt
Organism: Peromyscus leucopus (white-footed mouse)
Lineage: Eukaryota; Metazoa; Chordata; Mammalia; Rodentia; Cricetidae
Exons: 7
Coding region: 651-1691 (346 amino acids)
Source: RefSeq, a predicted model, not a curated record
AUAUUAAAUGGCCAAAAGACAUUUAAGGAAUUGCUUAAAAUCCUUAGCCAAGAGGGAAAUGCAAAUCAAAUGGCACUAAGAUACCAUCUCACUAACAACCUCAUAGCUUGAUGAGCUCUACUGACACUGGGGGAAUCUUCAUAACUAACUAUGUAACUUUUUUUGAGCCCACCAAUCUCUAAAAUUCUGAAGAUCUUCCCUGGGUGAAUAUUCACUUCAGAGGUCUCAUCCCUACUACUCCCCUUUAUCCUGACCUCAUUUCUAAGCAUCCUUUCUUUCUCAAAUUAUUGAUUAUUAAUCUUAAGGAGGGGAAAAUCUAACCGUGGACAGUGCAUGUGAAGUGAGCUUUCAACUUCACUUAGAUAAAGUUUCUAAUGAAGCAGAGGCCUAGAUUUCUGGCUUUGGAAGGAGGAUCUACCUAAAGGCUUCCAUUGUGAAUCCAGAGGCUCCUGAAAAUGGCACCUUGGUUUCAAGUCACUUUUGGGUGAGGUAUGUAACAGGGAUGAAAUAGCUAUACCAGGUGACAUCAGCACAUGGACAUUCUACUGUAUCCUGGAGAGCCCUGGCAUUCCAUGUGAUGUCACCAGUGUUGUGGCAACACCAACUGUCAUUGGGGCAUUUGUGCAGUGUCUUGUGUUUCACCUACAGACAUGCUGUCUAGACUGAACAGGAUUGUUGGGAGACAGGAUGGAGAGCACAGGGAGACCAAAGGGAGGCAGAAGGAAGAUGGCCUUCAGUCUCCAUGUCACACAUCAAGAAAUAAAUGGUUCUGGGGAAAGCGCAGGACUACUAGGAAGGCAUCAUCCACACCUGUCUUCCUCACUGAGCAGGAGCAGCAGCUGAACCAGGUGGAUAAACUGACCCUUCAGCUACAGAUGAUGACCAAUGAGAGGAAUGAACUGCUGGAACUCCUGGCCCUUUAUAACAACAAUGAGUUGAACAACAGGCUGAAAUCUGAGCUGGAGAUGCUGAAAACACAGCAUAAGAAGGAGAUGUCAGAUGUAAAGAAAUUCCCCAAGAAGAUUUGUGAGGCUUCGUACAAGUGCAAGGAGCUGAGUGAGCAGACCAACUCCUACCGCACCCUCUACAGUCAGCUCCUGAGUGAAUGGACUCGGCUGAUGGAAAAAGUGAGCAUGUUGAAAGAGGACAACAGAAAGCUGCAUGGGGAGCAGAUUUUACUACAAGAGUCCUGUGAGGAGGCCAGGAGGCUCUGUGAGGAGGCCCAUGAGAAGAUCUAUGACCUUUGGACAAAGCAGCAGCAGGAACAUCAAAGACUUGAGGAAGAUCUUCAGUCCCUGAUGAAGCAGAAGGAGCUGCUCACCCGGCAAAGGGACUUGGCAGCAAAGCUGCAGCAUCACUUCACUGUGUCCCAGAUGAGGUUUGAAAACCUCCAGCAGGAACUGGAGCAGACCACAGCCCAGGAUGAGAGCCUCCUGCAGAUGGAGCUGCUGAAGCAGAAACACUAUGUCCCAGCACCUGUUAAGCCUGAGAAGGCUGGAAGAAGCCAGAGACACCUUGAAGGCAUGACAUUCUACACUCCAGGUUCAAGGCCUCCUCAGAAAAUGCUACCUCUUUUCAGCUUUGAACUCAACAGUGAGGCAAAUAUCAACCUACCAUCAGGCGAUCCAGCCACAAUAUCAUCCACAUCUGUUGGCUCACUAUCCCCAGAGAAAAGUUUGUGUCAGAAAUAAGUCUAAGAUACAGAGAACACAAAACAAAUUACUAAAAACCCUGACUCCAUAUGUGAUGGGAAAUCUGACAAGGAAGACUGUGUUUAUGUCACACUGCCAUCCAGACAGACCACACCAAAAGCACAAGAGUCUCUCUACUGCAGUGCUGAAGCUGACGCCAUGUCAUGGGCAAGUGUAGCUGAAGAUAAUUCACUACAGAGAAUAAGCCAGUUCCUCACCUCAUUUGCGCUUCCAUAGUGAAAUUACAAAGAAAACUGAAAUUUCCUUAAUAUUUUUGUUUUAUAUCUUGGGAUAUUUAUGCAUUGGUUUUUGGUUUUCUUCAUUUUCAUUUAAGGUUUUGUUAACUUUUGUUAUUACUCUUAUUCUUGUCAUUGUUUUAAUAGUUUGCUAAGGCUAUACACUGUAUAUAAUGAUACUGUUUUGAAGGCCCCAUUGAGUAAAAUGAAUGUAUUUUAUGAAUAAAAUACAAUUUCAAACUUUUUA